This is a messenger RNA of Rotaria sordida, 2625 nucleotides long. The record is from the annotation of a GenBank genome assembly. Lineage: Eukaryota; Metazoa; Rotifera; Eurotatoria; Philodinida; Philodinidae.
AUGUUUUGGGAGUGUCAUGUAGUUACAUCAUCAAUUGAUAAAUUACUUGAUCAACCAUCAGAUAGUAUUAAUUUACAAGAUUUUCUUGAUGAAAAUGAUUUAAUACAAGAAUGUCUUACACAAAAUAAUCGUCUUCUUGAUUAUCUUGUACAAGGACAUAUUAUGAAUGAAUUAAUUGGUUAUAUUAUAAAAAAUCCAAUAGAUAAUAAUUUUCAUAAUGCACAAAUUGUUAGUGAAUUAUUAUCUGGUGAUUUUCAACGUAUACAAGACAAAUUACUUGAAAAAGAACAUUUAGAUUUAUUAUAUUCAUUUUUAUUUUCAAAUGAAAUAAAUAAAUUAUCAACAGUUAAUCCAAUACUUGCUUCAUAUUUUUCACGUAUAAUUAUGACUUUAGUUAUACGAAAACCUAAUGAAUUAAUUAAUUAUUUUAAAACUCGUGAAACAUUUAAAGAUGAUUUUUUCCGUCAUCUUGAUUCAACAUCAAUUACAGAUGUUUUAUAUCGUUUAAUUGCUGAUUGUGGUGAUCAACGUUCUGAAGCUAUUAAAUGGUAUGAAGAUAUUAAUUUAAUUGAUGGUCUUAUUCAACAAUUAUUAAUAACUGAAUCAACCUAUACUCAAACGAAUAUUGUUAAUUUACUUGGUGAAUUUAUACGUUUAGCUUUUGAUCAACAUAAUGGAAUUGAUAAUGAUUUUCAACGAAAUAUAGAUACAACAUUAUCAUCAUCAACAAUGGAAUGUCUUCCUCAUAAUGCCAAUGAAAAUGAUGAAGACUUAUCACCGUUUAAUCGAGUUUCAUCGGAUAAUGAUACUGAAGAUACAUCAACGGAUAAUCAAACUGAUGAUAAAUUCACACCAUUAAUUCUUGCUCAACAUAUUUUAUCAAAAACAAAUUUAGAAAAAUUAUUUGAUACACUUAACAAACAACCAAUACUUGUUGCAAAUGGAUGUGAUUUUCUUAUAACUGUUUUUGAUUUACUCAGUCGAUAUAUAUCUCUACCACAAUGCAUUCCAUUAACAUCAUUUAUAGAAGGAAAAUCAAUAUUAAUAAACGAAAUUUCUCCAUCCGAUAAAGAAGAAACUGAACAAAUGCAGAUAAACGACGAAGGAGAUACAUUACAAGUGAUAAAAUCUCGUGAGAGAUCGUCAGAUGAAACAAAUGCAGAUGCAUUAAAAAAUCUUUUAGCUAAUGUUAAAGAUCCUCGUAUUCAAAUUUAUUCAAUUUUACUUGAAGUAAUUCCUUCUCGAUUACCAUCUUUAAUUGCUUUACUUUCAAAUCCAUCGGCACCAUUAAUACCAUCAUCACCAUCACAAGAUAAUUCACAAACAGUAAAAUAUCAAUUUAUUAGUGAACCUCUUGGAGCAAUACGUCUUAAUUUGAUCAAAUUCUUUUCAAAAUUAAUCCAUACAAUUUCAAAUGAUUAUACCGGUGAUUAUAUCUAUCAGAUAUUAAAUUCCAAUCGUUUAUUUUAUAUAUUAAUUGAUCUAUUUUAUCAUCAUAUUUACAAUAAUUUUCUUCAUACACAAGUAUAUCUAAUUCUUCGCUUAAUUUUUCAUAUUAAUUCAUUGGCUGUUAAACAACCAAAUGAUAUAUGGACACGUCUACCACUUAAUGAUCAACUAAAAUCAUCAGAAUCAGAGCUUCCUAAUUCUUCAUCAUUUCAUUAUACAAAUCGUUGUUCAUAUAAAUUAUUUCAAUCAUUAUUAAAUUCAUCUCAAGUUAAUCUAAUCGAACGUUUACUUGAUCAAUAUGAAUUAAAUAUUGCAUCGAGUAAAUCAAUAUUAACAAGUUCAUCAUCUGAUGAUGCUAUCACAUCUUCUUUACUUCAUACACGUUUUACAUCACCAAAUUCAGGUCAUGUUGCUCAGAUACUUCGUUGUUUACGUGAAUAUGCAACAAUAUUUGAUAAUUAUUCAAAAUUUUUAAAAAAUAAUGAUCAACAACAAAUUGAUGAAAACACAAAUAUACUUGAAAUACGUUGGGAAACAGCACUUGAUUAUCUUAAUGAGGAUGAAAAAAAAUGUUCAGCUAUGCAUCAUCAUGAACAAAAUAGUACAAAUUGUUUUCGUUUAAAUUCAUCUGUAAAUGCUAUGACACAUAUCAAUAAUGUAUUUAAUUCAAAUGAUAGUAGUGAAGCAAAUCAACGACGACAAACAUUUCAUAAGAGAUCAUUUGGUAGUAGUGGAGCACCUUAUAUUGAUGAUGACGACGAUGAUGAUGACGAAGUCGAGCGAUUUGAUAUUGAUGAUGAAUUAAUGAAUAAUGAGCAAACAGCAGGCGAACGAAAAUUAGCUGAAAUGAAAAAAGUUUCUUUUGAACCUCAAUUUCCACCUGUAUUUGAUGAACAAUCACUUUGGCAUCAACAAGAUGAUACCGACAUGAUAAAAACUCAUCAUGAUAAUGAAGAUAAUGAUAAUAUGAAAAUGACAUCAGCUCCUCCAUUACCUGAUCUAUUUGAAAAUUAUCGAAAACAACAAGAAAAAUCAGCAUCAUCCACAGAAUCUAGUUUUGAACAGCUCUGUUCCUUACGAGCUAAUGAUCAUGGUAGUGGUCCUAGUAUUUUUCCAUUCCAAUCAUCAUCAUCAACAGUUCGUGAUGAGGUAGAAGAAGGACAAGAUGAAUAUUGA